Stereum hirsutum FP-91666 SS1 is the source of this 825-nucleotide messenger RNA. RefSeq lists its product as uncharacterized. The transcript has 9 exons. Lineage: Eukaryota; Fungi; Basidiomycota; Agaricomycetes; Russulales; Stereaceae. Bases 1 to 825 code for a protein of 274 amino acids. The record is from RefSeq and is a predicted model, not a curated record.
AUGAGCUGUGGGAUAUAUAAGCUUCCCGGGUACCAGGAACAUCAUCAUGGCGGCGUCACUCAAGCCGGUGCUGCCUCUAUUGCCGCCGCACUUCGGUCUCCCUCUAGCCUCCCUUCCUCGACUCUAGCGGCCACUGUUCACAACGGCCUUCGACAUCAGACCCUCAAGUCCAAUGAUCACCAUCUACAACAACGCCACCACGUCUACCACCAUCCUAUCAAUUCGUUGUUGCUGACUCGCUGCCCGUCGCGUCAUUCUCUCCCCACCGCCACCGCCGUCAUGGAUCACCGACGUGUCAAGACGUUUAGCACGAGCAUGCUUGAAGGUCUCUGUGCUGGUUCUUGGGGUCUCUGGGCUGGGGCUCCUAGUGCUAGGGUGCCUGUGCUGGGUCUUGAGAGCUUAGCUGGGCUGGAAGUUCUGGGCUUAGAGUUCUAUGCUCGGGUCUCUGUGCUGGAUCUUGGGUCUCUGGGCUGGCGUCGACCUUGCCGUGGUCCAGGGGCUCUAUUACCCCAGAGUCCGAUCCUCUGGGGGAAGCCAACAGACGCUACUAACAGUUUGUUUACAGGUGUCGGCAUCGUCGUCGUCAACCAAGCGACCCCUGGGAAAGCGUCGACCUUGUCGUGGUCCAGGGGCUCUAGUACCUCAGAGUCCGAUCCUCUGAGGGAAGCCAACAGACGUUUACUAACAGUUUUACUUCAGAUGUGCGAGUGUGACUGUGAGCAACCAGACUUAAAGUACAAGACGCUCGACGCCCUGAUCACCGACAUCAUCGUCGCCAACCAAGCGACGACAUUCCUCAAAAGCCUCAAGACUCCCCUGGGAUAG